UUUCCAAACUUAAUAAUAUCUUGAAUCUUCAUCGCGCUCUUAACAGUCUAACUCUCAUAGUCUCAUCUCAUUUAGUUUCUUUAAAGUUAAAACUAUUAACUACAUCUUUAGCGUCUAUUCGUUUGAAGAUUAUUGAAACGACAUUACUGUAUUACUUAUUUUAAUAGUUCACGUUUUAAACAACAAUUCGACAGAUGGCUAGUGUUGUUGUCGUUGGGCUAGGUCUAGCCGUAGCUGGUUUUGCUGGUCGACAAGCAUUACGAGUUGCUCCACAAGUAGCUCAAAAAAUGAGUGAAGUUCUUAAAACAAUGUCAUCCGAAUCAGGAAUUUUGUCGAGUAGUAAAUUUCACAAAGGUGGAUUUGAACCUACCAUGUCCAAACGUGAAGCCAUGCUCAUACUUGAUGUAUCAAAUAAUGCUCCAAAAAACAAAAUCAAGGACGCACACAAACGAAUCAUGUUGAUCAAUCAUCCAGAUAAAGGCGGUUCACCAUAUAUUGCUGCAAAGAUAAACGAAGCUAAAGAUCUUCUAGAUAAAAAAUAAACAUUGUCCGCCGAAUUGUAGUGUAAAUAUGUGAAUGUACAAAAAUAUAGAUAUAUUAUCAUUUUUA
Melanaphis sacchari is the source of this 609-nucleotide messenger RNA. Its product is annotated as mitochondrial import inner membrane translocase subunit TIM14. Gene Ontology annotation, biological process: protein import into mitochondrial matrix. The record is from RefSeq and is a predicted model, not a curated record. Gene Ontology annotation, molecular function: ATPase activator activity. Lineage: Eukaryota; Metazoa; Arthropoda; Insecta; Hemiptera; Aphididae. Bases 195 to 542 code for a protein of 115 amino acids. Gene Ontology annotation, cellular component: PAM complex, Tim23 associated import motor. The transcript is spliced from 4 exons.